Messenger RNA from Prionailurus viverrinus (fishing cat), 1901 nucleotides. It is a transcript of the gene OLFML3, whose product is annotated as olfactomedin like 3. NCBI's taxonomy places the organism in Eukaryota, Metazoa, Chordata, Mammalia, Carnivora, Felidae. Gene Ontology annotation, biological process: signal transduction. The record is from RefSeq and is a predicted model, not a curated record. The transcript has 3 exons. Bases 172 to 1392 code for a protein of 406 amino acids.
GGCAGAGGGGAGGGGGUGGGGGAGGUAAAGAGACUGUGAAAGCAUUCCAGAGUAGUGAGAGAGAUCCGAGAUCCAGAAAGGGAGAAGGCACCGCCCCCACCCCGCCUCCGAAGCUGACCGGCGGGCUUGAGUGGAACAGGCACAGGACUGCACGCUCCUUCUCCUGCUGCCAUGGGGCCCUGCAUGCCUCUCCUCAUCUUGUUCCUUUUGUCACGGCUGCGACCCCUUCAAGGACAGCAGCACCACCUUGUGGAGUACAUGGAACGCCGACUAGCCGCCUUAGAGGAACGGUUGGCCCAGUGCCAGGACCAAAGUAGCCGGCAUGCUGCUGAGCUGAGGGACUUCAAGAACAAAAUGCUGCCGCUGCUGGAGGUGGCCGAGAAGGAGCGAGAGGCGCUCAGAACUGAGGCUGACACCAUCUCGGGGAGAGUGGACCGGCUAGAGCGGGAGGUUGACUAUCUGGAGACCCAGAACCCAGCACUACCCUGUGUGGAGGUUGAUGAGAAAGUGACCGGAGGCCCUGGGAUCAAAGGCAAGGGCAGAAGAAACGAGAAGUACGAUAUGCUGACAGACUGUGGCUACACAAUCUCUCAGGUGAGAUCAAUGAAGAUCCUGAAGCGGUUCGGUGGCCCUGCUGGUCUGUGGACCAAGGAUCCAAUGGGGCCAACAGAGAGGAUCUAUGUGUUAGAUGGGACACAGAACGACACGGCCUUCGUCUUCCCGAGGCUGCGGGACUUCACCCUUGCCAUGGCCGCCCGGAAAGCUUCCCGGGUCCGGGUGCCCUUCCCCUGGGUAGGCACGGGGCAGCUGGUCUAUGGUGGCUUUCUUUAUUAUGCCCGGAGGCCUCCCGGAGGACCCGGAGGGGGAGGGGAGUUGGAGAACACUUUGCAGCUCAUCAAAUUCCAUCUGGCAAACCGAACGGUGGUGGACAGCUCAGUAUUCCCGGCGGAGGGUUUGAUCCCCCCGUACGGGCUGACAGCGGACACGUACAUUGACCUGGCAGCCGACGAGGAGGGCCUCUGGGCUGUCUAUGCCACUCGGGAAGAUGACAGGCACUUGUGUCUGGCCAAGCUGGACCCACAGACGCUGGACACAGAGCAGCAGUGGGACACCCCGUGCCCCAGGGAGAAUGCCGAGGCCGCCUUCGUCAUCUGUGGGACCCUAUACGUUGUCUAUAACACCCGCCCUGCCAGCCGGGCCCGCAUCCAGUGCUCCUUCGAUGCCAGUGGCACGCUGACCCCUGAAAGGGCGGCACUCCCUUAUUUCCCCCGCCGAUAUGGUGCCCACGCCAGUCUCCGCUAUAACCCCCGGGAGCGCCAGCUCUACGCCUGGGACGACGGCUACCAGAUUGUCUAUAAGCUGGAGAUGAGAAAGAAAGAGGAAGAAGUCUGAGGACCUAGCUUUCGGGUUUGAAUCUCUCUCACCUCCACACAUUUAUAUCCCCACACCAUUUCCUGCUUCUCAUUCUCCAGAUGUGGGCAAGUUGUGGUUCCGAGCCCAUAUUGGCAGCCAAUGGAAGCCAGAUUCUCACAGCCCCUUCGUUUCCUGUGGGACUUUAGAUCUUGAGAAAUCCUUUCAGAGCUAAAAGGGAGAAGACCCUAAGCAUUCGCUCCUCUCCUGCCUUACGUCAAUGAAUUUCGGACCAGAGACCACAAAGACCCAGAGCUCUGACCCUUGUAUGGGGGCCACCCCAGCAAAUGAGCCAAAAAGUAUUUCUUGCCUCAGUGUGAGUCUGGGCAUGUGGGGUGGGGUGGGGUGGGGGGAAGGUGGUUGGGGGGGUGGGCAGAGUUCUGGGAGGAGAUUUUUCAACUCUGCCCUGCCUCCCUUCUCCCCUUAGCGCCCUGGAGAACACGACUUUCUCCACGUCGUUUUGUAUUGCAACAUUUUGCAUUAAAAGGCAC